This is a messenger RNA of Otolemur garnettii (small-eared galago), 483 nucleotides long. RefSeq names its product secreted Ly-6/uPAR domain-containing protein 2. Gene Ontology annotation, molecular function: acetylcholine receptor inhibitor activity. The transcript has 3 exons. Bases 1 to 294 code for a protein of 97 amino acids. NCBI's taxonomy places the organism in Eukaryota, Metazoa, Chordata, Mammalia, Primates, Galagidae. The record is from RefSeq and is a predicted model, not a curated record.
AUGCAGUUCCAUGCUGGGUUCCUGUUGGCCAUCCUCUUGAGCCUGCAGCUGGCUUCAGCCCAAGCCAUGUGGUGCCACCAUUGCAAGGGCUUCGGGGGAUGCUCCCACAAGUCCAGAUGCCGGGGGGAUUCCACCCACUGCGUUACUGUCGCCACCCGGGACCUCAUCAGCUUCAAUAACCUGCCUCUAGUCACCAAGAGGUGCCAGAGAGGCUGCCCUACCAUCGAAAGCCUGGGUCUGGGCCCCAACGUGUCCAUCGUCUGCUGCCAGGCCAGCCUCUGCAACCAGGAUUGACCACCCUCCCUCUCCUGCCCCAGGCUGCCCCUCCUGCCUCCAGCCCAGCCUGGCAGCUUCCAUGCCACCUCAGCACCAUUCUUCCUCAGGAAGCCCUGCAUGACCAGUUGCCUAAAUGCACUUGGGGGCCUCCCUGUGUGCACUCCCAAGUCCUGCCCCUUAAUAAAACAAGGCCAGGUCACUGGCGGA